Molecule: messenger RNA, 5827 nt
Organism: Pristis pectinata (smalltooth sawfish)
Lineage: Eukaryota; Metazoa; Chordata; Chondrichthyes; Rhinopristiformes; Pristidae
Gene: hgsnat
Product: heparan-alpha-glucosaminide N-acetyltransferase
Exons: 18
Coding region: 138-2030 (630 amino acids)
Source: RefSeq, a predicted model, not a curated record
GGAGGCGGAGCUGGCGCCGGAAGUGGCGCCGGGUGGCUGAGGAGAGGAGGAGGAGGCGCCGCUAGGAGUUUGACUCGCCGCGGCUGAGUGGAGCGCUGGGGCGGCGUUGGAGCAACCGGGCCGAGGCGGGAGAGCUGAUGGAGCCGGCCGGCUUCAGCCUGGGCCUAGUGGCCGCGCUGAUUGCUUCCCUGUCAGUGUUGAUGGUGGGCGGCGUGGACCCGUUGACGGUGGCUGGAGAGUCUCCUGACAGAAAGCAUCAUAAACUUGAGAUGGACCAGGCAAUUUUAAGUGUUUAUAAUGAAUUAUCCGAGGAGCUCGUUGUCUCCUGGCUGUCAGAUCACUGUUACCACUGCAAGUUUCAGAAACUUGGUAAUGUGUCUUCUAAAAAGCGUUUAGGACUUCAACAAAAACACCCUGGGAAUUCAUCAUUUACCAUCGACACCAAACAUGCAGUCAUGUUACAGCUGAACACCUCAGUUGAGGUGUGCAGGGUUCAUGAAAGUUUUGGUGAGCUUGGACACUAUUCCUUGUGGGUGACAAAGGCCAACUGGAGUAAUGCAAAUGGAACAGUGACCUGUAAAACCAUUAUCGACAAAGAACCCAUCAACAGCAAUCUUCCAAUUUUAUACGCCUUCCUUGUCUAUGUUGGAUUGGUCAUUCUCGUAUGUUUAGGACAGUUCGUACAGGGGCUGAGUCCUGUUAAAAACCUGUUGUUUCGCCUAUCAAGUCGAGUGGAGAUGGAACGGUUAAUCAACUCUGAGCUGGGAUCACCAAUCCGCGUGGCUGACAGCACAGGUCAAAGUAACCUUGUACCCGGACGUAGUGCAGGCUCCCAACGCCUUCGUUCACUUGACACUUUGCGAGGGUUGGCUUUGGUGAUCAUGAUCUUUGUUAACUAUGGAGGUGGGAGAUACUGGUUCUUCAAACAUGAAAGUUGGAAUGGAUUAACAAUAGCAGAUUUAGUUUUUCCUUGGUUUGUGUUUAUCAUGGGAACUUCCAUUGCUCUCUCCCUGAACGCAGCAUUGCAGGUUAACCGCUCCAGGUGGAAACUGUUGGCUAAAGUUGCUUGGAGAACUGCAGCCCUGGUAUUGCUUGGCAUCUUUAUCAUUAACCCAAAUUACUGCAAAGGGCCACUUUCCUGGGAUACUCUGCGGAUCCCUGGUGUGCUUCAGAGGUUGGGUCUUACAUAUGGUGUGGUUGCUGUCCUGGAGAUUCUGUGUGGAAAAGGAUAUCCUGAAGGUUUUGCUUUGGACAACUGGUGGUCUCCAGCCAGGGAUGUUUUGAUCUACUGGCCCCAGUGGGUCUUUAUUCUGCUGUUGGAGUGCAUUUGGCUAUGUGUGACUUUUCUGUUGCCCGUUCCAGGUUGCCCACGAGGUUACCUCGGCCCUGGAGGGAUUGGAGACUUCGGACAGUUUGCUAAUUGCACUGGAGGAGCAGCAGGCUACAUCGAUCGUUGGGUCUUUGGAGAGGACCAUAUCUAUCAACAUCCUUCCUGUGCAAUACUCUAUAAGACAACAGUGCCUUUUGAUCCAGAGAACUUGCUGGGAUUAAUCAAUUCGAUUGUGAUGGCAUUUCUGGGACUACAGGCUGGAAAGAUUUUUCUAAUUUACAAAGGUCAAAACAAGCAGAUUGUGCUUAGAUUCUUAUUCUGGAGCGUCCUGCUGGGUGUUAUUUCAGCUAUCCUUACAAAAUGCUCCAAAGACCAUGGAUUCAUUCCAGUUAACAAGAACCUAUGGUCCAUCUCUUAUGUUACAACACUAAGCUGUUUUGCCUACAUUCUCCUCUUGUUGAUUUACUCCGCGGUGGAUAUAAAGAAAUACUGGACUGGAGCUCCCUUUUAUUAUCCAGGGAUGAACUCUAUUCUGGUGUAUGUUGGACACGAGGUGUUUGAGCACUACUUUCCUUUCAAAUGGAAAAUGCUGAAUGACUGUUCACAUGGGGAGCACUUGGCCCAGAAUCUUGUUGCUACCACUAUCUGGGUUAUUAUUUCUUAUGUUCUUUACAAGAAGAAAAUAUUUUGGAAAAUCUAAUUGGAAUCAGUUAUUUUUUUUGGCAAAUACACAGUGAAGGUAUAUAUUUUUCUAUAAAUGUGAAUGGAUGAACAAGAUGUGUGCAGUUUGGGAACAUGGGAACGCAAAUUUCAGUGGACUUUUAAUUUCUCGUAUGGCCAGUAUAUCAAUGUUCUGUUAACCAAUUUCCUGUUAAUCAUCAUUUUAAGGCCUACUUGGUUUAAAAAAAAGUCUCAAUUUUGUAGAGCUUCAAGAUGUAUAUACUUGUAAAUUGGUGAUAUUUAAAAUUGUAUUGAAAUACUGACUUACUCAAAGGGUUAAUGCACUAAACAUCUCCUCUGCAUUAUGACCAUUCCAGCCUCUAACACUUUACUCAACCUCUCUGUCCUAUCCUCCAUUCUAGUUUCCUGUCCCACAAUUUUACUGGUAUUCUCUAUUUGUUUGCCAAAAUUAUUUUAAAACUAAUAUUAAACAGAUUUGUCUCAAACAGGCAUUUGUAAAAGCUGUUGGUUCAUCUUGAUGCGUGUGAGGAAAGGGACUGCCACCUGUUAGUAGUUCUUCCACAUCCAGUUUGUGUUAUUUAAGCUUCUAAUGGGUGAACCUUGCACCAGGGUUCAAUUCUAUAUGCUUGACCAUAAAUUGGUGGAGCUGAGAGGAUUGAAUGGAAGAUUCAAAGGUUGGCAGGUUUGAAGACUGGAAUGUAAAAGCUGUUGGACCCAUUUCACUUCUCAUUAAUGUUUUGCUUACCUGGGAAGCUUGAUUGUUGUCUUUAAGAGCUGCUGUAAAUGCUCCUGACCGAAAUAGCAAUGGCCUUUGAAGAUAUUUCUUUGUGUUUAAGAAAGCAUUGGCACUGAAGACUUUGUCCCCAAUGCACUACAGUCUGUGCCUGCCUGAUCUGUCACUGCUGCCACCCAAAAACUGUUUAUAUUGUUACACUGUCAUCAAAACAAGGAAUGUGCAGAUUUUCUUUGAUAGUUCGAUCAGAUGGGGUAGAAACUCCUUGUUAAUAUUGAGUGUUAGAACUGCUGAGAAAUGUCCCUGUCCAUGAGACCGAUGUUUGUCAGAUGUAGAGCACACUUUCUACUAAGGGAAUUAUCUAAACCCAAAAUUUUAGUGAAGCUAGGCGGAACCAAGAUUUGAACCCCACAAGCGUGCAAAAAAAACUGCUGGAGUUUAAUAGAAAACCAAUGUUGCAGAGCAGGUUGCUGAUGAGUUUCCAAUACUUGUCUAGUCAGAAGGACUAUUAAUGAGAAUGUCUGGCCAUUAGGGCUUUGAUUUACAGUGUUUUCUGUUGAGAAGAAUUCCAGCCCCUGGUGGCUAACCUGUCUCUUUGAAUUCCAUUAGUCAGAUAAUUUAGCUGGGAUGUCAUCAACAGUAUGUACUACAAAACUGCUGAUUAUCCCAUUAUCACUUUUGCAGGGUUAGCUUGGUUCUGAAUUUCAGUUGUCAAAUUUUGGAAGACCUUGAACCCAAAUUGGCCCCACCCCCGGAAGAUUACAGAAAUGAUUUUUGUUCUCACAAGAACCUAUUGUCUUGAGCUUGGCUCAGGGGCACACGAAAACCCACUGAAAGGUGUUUCCUCUGGGUACAGCUAUCAGCUGCUUAGCCGCCUAACCUCACCAUGGUAGGAUCUGAGCCCUGGAUUUCUGCUUGGUCUUGUUCCACUGAGCUAACUCUGCUUCCUUACUACAAAGACCUGAGGGCUAAAUUGGCCUUCUAGUGGUUCACAAAGCAAUCCCUUUCCCUCACUACUAUUCUGUUACCUAUUCUCACAUUCACAUCAACUCUUCUUAGAUUCCAUCAUUCACCUACACACUAGGGGCAAUUUGCAGUGGCCAAUUAACCCAAGGAUGUGGGAGGAAACCAGAGUACCUGGGGGGAAACUCGUGAGCAUGGGAAUGUGCAAACUCCACAUAGACAGCACAGGAGGUCAGGAUUGAACCCUGUGAGGCAUUAGUGCCACUGUGUCAUCCCAUUGUCUUGUUCUUCAUGUGAUUCACAUGAACUUUUAUGGUGGUGAGAUCGAGAUGGGGGAGCAUAAUCUGCUUACUCAUGACUGCUAAUUUGUAUUGUGACUUGGACAAGGCAGGAGUUGUAUAAAUAUCUUCAGUGGGUUUCUGUGGCUUCCUGUACUGUCUGAUCAUGAACAUUGUGUAGUCAUGAUGAAAACUGUAGUUUGUGGACUUCAAGCCAUUGUUUAAAUUGGAGAAUGUUGCAUUAUAGAAACAAAGCCUAAAGUUUCUUCUUUUGGGCUGGCAGUACUGAAACUAUAAAGAGUACCAUAUUGUGUUUAUUGCCAGUUAUAGGAUGGCAGCAAUCACUGUUUGAAAUCCUUUACCGAAAUGAAACAAUUAAUGCCAGUAUCAGUAUUUUGUGUGCAAAUGUUACUGAUUUGGAAAGUUGCACUGUUAUCAACCAUGCAGUUUAUUUAUGAUUAACUUCUAAUUUGAAUUAGGGAAAAUGAGUUGACAUGUUCAGUCUUGAAAACAAAGGAUCCUAAUCAAUUCUGUAUAAUUAUGUAAGACAAUUCUUCACUCCCCUUUCUGAGAAAUGUGUAGCAUUGCACCAGCACUUCAAUCAGUUUUACUCUUAAUGGCUAAAAUCUGGCUUUAACGUUGUGUAGCAUGUCCUCUAAAGUUAUUGCUUAGCACUACUCAUUAUCUCUCUCUAUUGGCUUAGAUGCACUUGGCCUUCAAUUAUUGCUUUCUUGAUCUGAAGAACUUCAGUUCCAGUAUCCAUACAACAUCUUUUGGUGCUAAUCAGUAAAGCACUGGGGUGGGUGCCACAUCUUCUUGUUGUGCUCCCUUCCGAGUCUUGGGUUUUGAUGUCUGCUCAGACUAAAGGUAUUAAAAUCUGUCUCCUGUUUCUUGUAAAAGGAACCCUUAAACUUUAAUUAUAAAGUUAUAAAGCUUGUACAUCAAGUUAAGUUUAGGAUUCAAAAGUGGAAUACUUCUUGUUGCUAUCUACUACUAAAGUUGACAGGGCCUUAAUGACGGUUUGGUGUGAGAAGUGCAAAUGUCAUUAGUGUGGAUGACAAAGUCACAAUAUGUUAGGAUAGAUAAAGGGAUCUAUGCUUACUAGUGCUGUACUAGACACAGGCUUUAAAUAUAAAGUGCCCUACUUCAUUUUACUGGGGGGGGUAGGGAGAAAAGCAAGAUUAUGGAAUAGAGCUUUUGAAUUGCAUUCAAUAUCAGGACUGAUUUUGAGUGCAUGAGUGAUGUAAUAGUUUUAGUGGGAAUUAGGCAAUUGCUUUGAAAACUAAAUCCCUAAGCAAGGUUAAAGAUUCACUUGUUAGCAUACACUAAGGAAAUUUUCUCUGUACUUAAGACAAUUAAGAUAACAUGUUUAAUUUGGUGAUCAUUUAAUGCACAAGUCACUUUUGAGAGAGUCCAUAACUAACAGUUAGUGUUCCUCAAACUUGACGUUUUAAGAUUUUUAAAUGUCACUUUUUCUCCCCCCCGACUCAAAACGACACACACCUACUGUUAGUGUGCUGAGCUCUUAUUGCAUUGAGGAACAUUUUGUUAACCUUGUCAGUUUUAAGCUAGAAAAAUAUCUACAGCACCAGAGUAUUAUUCUCCAGGUUGUGUUUACCUUGUGCAUGCACAAUACUAAUGGACCUCCUUGCUUGAUUACCCAUGAUUUAAAUGGGACCCUUUUGCUUCUAAAAAGGGAAAUGUAAGAUCUGCUUUAAAAAUGCUAAAUUGGCAAUGUAUAGUUUGUAUUUGUUAAAUUCUAGUGUUUUUUUUAUGUAACCAGUAACUGGAAUGUAUUACCACUUUUUAAUCUGAAUAAAGGGAUUUCUGUUUUAACUCUAA